AUCACUAUCAUUGACGUAAAAAAAAUUGGAAACGUCGACGUAUGGUGAUCAAAACUUUGUUUUAGCUGUUUCUGUGUUAUUUUGCUAAAUUCAUUGAACGUUUUUAUAUAAUUCUUCAUUGAGGAGUAUCAGUGGACAUAGCAAACCAUGGGUUUAACGAUAUCAAGUGUUUUUACUCGGCUUUUCGGCAAAAAACAGAUGCGUAUUCUAAUGGUGGGGCUUGACGCCGCCGGAAAGACUACAAUACUUUACAAGCUAAAGUUAGGCGAGAUCGUGACUACGAUACCGACAAUCGGCUUCAAUGUGGAGACGGUAGAGUACAAGAACAUCAGCUUCACCGUGUGGGACGUCGGUGGCCAGGAUAAGAUCAGGAAGCUAUGGCGCCACUACUACCAGAACACGCAGGGCUUGAUCUUUGUUGUGGACUCCAGUGACACUAAAAGAUUAGCAGAGGCUGAACAAGAGCUUAGUAGUAUGCUAAAAGAAGACGAACUAAGAGAUGCAGUUGUGUUAGUGUUUGCAAACAAACAGGACAUGCCAAACGCAAUGACUGCUGCCGAGCUUACUAAUGCACUUAAUUUGAACGGACAAAGGAAUCGUCGUUGGUACAUCCAAGCUACAUGUGCGACACAAGGACAAGGAUUAUACGAAGGCCUGGACUGGCUUUCAAAUGAACUCGCCAAGAAGUGAGAUACGGUGUUAUCAACAGCGUAUGGGAAUCAACAUUUUUGAUCAUUUCCCACACUGACUGACAAUUUCCAUUGUUUGUGAAUGAUGAUCUUUAUACUGAUCCAAAGGACUAUGUAAUUUUACGUAUCUAAUUAAGAUCUAAGCUGUAAGGGACUCAGUCUUCAUUGUUCACUCACAAUAUUGUUUAGGGAGUUUUGGUGUCAAAAUUUUAGUAUUUCUUAUUAAAAAAUUAAGACCUUUUAGAGCCUUUUUCUCAUUAUACUAAAUAUUGUUUGCAGGUUGUGAAAAGGGCUCUAAGUAGUUAUCAAAGUUAGACUAAUCAUGUAACGUUUUGGUCUGUGUUUAAGUUUUUCGGUAAUAUUUUACUGUUUUGUGUAGUUUGUAAUAUUAAUGGAGUAAUUCUACUGUAUAUCUCGUUUAUGCAUUUUAAAACUCCUAAUAAGCACAACAGGUAAUGUUUAUUAUACUAUCAACACACAUGCUUAUCAAUUAUACAUAAUGCCUGUAAUAUUGACAAUAAACAGUGUUUGUCAUACAAUGUGCAUACUAUUAUUAAUAUAAAUUAUUCAGUAGCUAGAUAUUUAUCAAUAUUAAUUAUAUUUUAUUUUGGUCUUUUAAAAAAAGUAUUGUUUGACUAUUUUGUGUCACAGUCAGCCAAACAAUGUUUCUUACAACAGAUUUAUGAUUGGGUUUGAAAUUCAAGAUACAUUCCUAACAAAACUGAAUUUGGCAGAUUCUUCUAUUGCUGGUAGUUUUUUAAGUUGUUAAAUUGUUAUUAUUAAUAGCAACUGCAUAACACAAUCAGACUGGGUGGUAUGCUUUUGUUAUUUGACAAUUUCAUUGUAUUUCAUGAUGCUGAAAUGGUAAUACAUAAACAGAUUCAUUGCCAUGUAAUUCUUGCUAUGUUUAUGUUCAUAAUAUUCACUUCAUAAGUAUGAUUGCAAUAUGGUGGUGUAUAUAUUUUAUAAUGACCUAUUGGCCAAAUAUAUAAGGUGUAAUUUUUUGUACUGAUCAUACUUUACCAAGGCAUCUAAUAAAAUCAUACAAAUACAACCCAAGUGUUUUUAAAAAAAAAAUCAGGCUAGUUUUUGUUUUUACUUUUCCUAACAAAAAAAAGAUAUUAUUUUUACAACCAUCCUGUCUUCACUCACUGCCUCUCUCUCUUUCUUUACUCAUUUCAUUCAUACGAGUACGAACAAUGGCCGCGCGCGUUCAUUCAACGUUCACACACAUAAAGGUUAGAUUACACUAAGCCUACGUUACCAAAAAUUAUCACUCGUGAGUAUGUACGAUGUUACGUCAUGUUAAUAGGUACUACGCGCUGGGAGAAACAAAAUCUAGCUACAUAAGUAGGUAAAUAAGUGUAUUUUCAUUAGUGUAAUAGCGGGGGACUUUUCCAACGAACCGAGGCGAAUCAUCCGCGUUAAACUAGAAAUUUAAAAAAGGAUAGAAAUUGGAAUUCAAUAUCUACGGUUUCGUAAUGCCUACGCAAUUUAUUUAGAGACGUAAUAAAAAAUUGAUAGGUACAUACCUAUUACUACUUCGCUUCGCUUCAGUGGAAAUGCACCCUAAUAUUGAAUAUGAAUAGGUGUUGUAAAUAAAACUCACUGAUCAA
This is a messenger RNA of Ostrinia furnacalis (Asian corn borer), 2305 nucleotides long. It is a transcript of the gene Arf102F, whose product is annotated as ADP-ribosylation factor 2. Gene Ontology annotation, molecular function: GTPase activity; GTP binding. NCBI's taxonomy places the organism in Eukaryota, Metazoa, Arthropoda, Insecta, Lepidoptera, Crambidae. Bases 148 to 690 code for a protein of 180 amino acids. The record is from RefSeq and is a predicted model, not a curated record. The transcript has 4 exons.